UGGUCCAACUUCGCUUACAUUCAAUAUGUGACGAACCCCAGUUAUCUCUGUAACUCGCUCAUGAUCUUCGAAGCGUUGCGGCGUUACAACACGAAGGCAGAACUUUUGAUGAUGUACCCAGAGCAAUGGCAACUUCCCCCAGCUGUCGACUCAGACGCGGAGUACGAGACAAAGCUCUUAGCACAAGCGCGCGAUGUAUACAAGGCCCGCAUGGCGCCGAUCCAGGUCAAAACGUUCGAGAACGAGAAAGAUCCGACGUGGCAGGACAGUUAUACGAAGCUACUGGCUUUCAACCAGACACAGUACAAGCGUGUAAUAUCGAUUGACUCUGAUGGCACCGUUCUCGACCAUAUGGACGAGCUCUUCUCCCUGCCUUCGGCUCCCGUGGCGAUGCCCCGAGCGUACUGGAUGUCGGAAAAUUUCUUCCUAUCCAGCCAGCUCAUUGUCAUUGAGCCCUCGGAGGCAGAAUGGAGACGCGUGGAGUAUGCGAUGGACCACCACGAGGGCCAUGACUACGAUAUGGAUAUCUUGAAUAAGCUGUAUGGGAAGUCAUCCACUGUUAUCCCGCAUCGGCGAUAUGAUCUACUUUCUGGAGAAUUCCACAAUCCAAAGCAUGAUAAUUAUCUCGGGACGCCGAAUGAGAAGUGGGAUCCGAAGAGGGCGCUGGAGGAGGCGAAGUUUGUGCACUUCUCGGACUGGCCAAUGCCGAAGCCAUGGUUGGAGCCACUGCCGGGCAUGGUGGAGAAGAACCAGCCGGAGUGCCGAAUGGUCAACUCGAACACUGAAGAACUGGACUGCGCGGAUCGUGAGGUUUGGCUUGGGAUUCGCGAGGAUUUCACGGCACGAAGG
This is a messenger RNA of Paraphaeosphaeria sporulosa, 849 nucleotides long. Its product is annotated as nucleotide-diphospho-sugar transferase. Gene Ontology annotation, molecular function: glycosyltransferase activity. The annotation marks the transcript as partial. The transcript has a single exon. Lineage: Eukaryota; Fungi; Ascomycota; Dothideomycetes; Pleosporales; Didymosphaeriaceae. The record is from RefSeq and is a predicted model, not a curated record.